CUUUUUCUCGCUCUCUAAUGUACAUCACGAACUGGGAAGAGUUUCAAAAAGCAGCAGAAGAUAUAUACACUGCUUCUCCUGAACAAACACGUUAUGUUCAUACUUUUCACCGUUCUGAUGGGGAUCUCGUAUUAAAAGUGACAGACGAUAGAACUAAUGUCAAGUACAAAACAAACCAAAUGACAGAUUUAAAAAAGUUUAUUCAUUUAAACAACGAAUUGAUGUUAAAGAUGAUGAAUAAGGAGAAGACAGACCCUGACACAGUGAUACCCGAUGCUCCAGCAACAAAGAGCAUUGUUCCUGAAGUAAAGACAGCCUCACCUAAACAAACACCAAAAGGAGGAAAGAAGGGCAAAAAGAGACGAUAGAAGUUUACAUUGUCAUAAUAAAAAAAGAAAAAGAGAAAGAGAAUCACUUUUUAUUUGUUUAUUUAUAUUACUUAUUGUUGGUAAGAAAAGACGUUCUUCAAGU
Molecule: messenger RNA, 471 nt
Organism: Gilbertella persicaria
Lineage: Eukaryota; Fungi; Mucoromycota; Mucoromycetes; Mucorales; Choanephoraceae
Product: signal recognition particle SRP9 SRP14 subunit
Exons: 4
Coding region: 18-368 (116 amino acids)
Biological process (GO): SRP-dependent cotranslational protein targeting to membrane
Cellular component (GO): signal recognition particle, endoplasmic reticulum targeting
Molecular function (GO): 7S RNA binding
Source: RefSeq, a predicted model, not a curated record